This is a messenger RNA of Nicrophorus vespilloides, 1618 nucleotides long. Its product is annotated as G-protein coupled receptor Mth2-like. The coding region runs from base 194 to 1531 and encodes 445 amino acids. Lineage: Eukaryota; Metazoa; Arthropoda; Insecta; Coleoptera; Silphidae. The transcript has 7 exons. The record is from RefSeq and is a predicted model, not a curated record. Gene Ontology annotation, molecular function: G protein-coupled receptor activity. Gene Ontology annotation, cellular component: membrane. Gene Ontology annotation, biological process: G protein-coupled receptor signaling pathway; cell surface receptor signaling pathway.
GAAAGGUGCAUGCAAGAGUAUCCUUGAAGUUUGACUAUCAAACAAAUAGUUCUUAAACAAUUAUCAGCAGUCUCGAUGAGUCGCCAAACGAGAAACACAUAAACGACGAAACGCCUGAUCCCGUGUGGAUAAUCAUCUCCAUGCUGGACAUGUAAAUAGUACAUCGCAAGUGUAGUUCGUGUAUUAGAUCACAAUGCUCCGCGCGUGUUCAAUACUAAUAGCAGUGUUUGCAUUAUUUGCGGAAUCGAAAGUGGUUUUGUCUAGCAAGGAGUAUUUCAUCCACAAAUGCUGUGAAUCGAAUCAGCAGUUCAAUGAAAGCGUUAGUUGCGUCGCCAAGUCUAAAGACUACUCAAUUACCACCUACAACCGGUCAGUACCAUCAUUGAACAAAGUGCCAUUGAAAUACGCCGAGUUGGACUGUGAUAAGUACAUGCUCGAACCAUCACAGUAUGAAGGUGAUGUGUAUUUUCUGCAGGAUAACGGCACACUGUGGAUGCCGAACGCGGACGAUCUGGUCAACUUCGAGGAAUACUGCGUUGACCGUGAUUCGAACGGAACAGACCAUGUUUUGGUAUGCUACAGGAACGAAACUGAAUCGGAUAUAUCUAUAAUUGCUUACAAAAUAGGAAUGAUAAUUUCGAUGCCAUUUCUAAUAUUAACAUUCAUAGUCUACUUGUUACUACCUGAAAGGAAUCUGCAUGCGAAAUGUCUGAUGUGUUACGUCCUGUCGUUGGCCCUGGCGUAUUUCUUCCUCGUCUUCAUACAAUUUAACAAUAGUUUGUCGCCGGCCACUUGCGCCGCCUUUGCCGCAUUUUGCCACUACUUUUUCAUGUCCUCGUUCUGUUGGAUGAACAUAUCAUGCGUGGAUAUCUUCUGGACAUUCAGUGGGAAGCGUGGUUUUGGACUGAGUAACAAAUCGGCGGAAAGGAAGCGGUUUCUGAUAUACUGCCUUUACACAUACUUGUUUCCUCUAUGCCUCAUCGGAAUAAUUUUCAUUUUAAACCAAGGAGAAAAGAAAACUUGGUUUCAUCCGCAAUUUGGACAUGGACAAUGUUUCCUAGGAAAGGGUUAUCCGCAUCUGCUAUAUUUCUACGGACCAAUGGGAAUUAUGCUCAUCUUCAAUGUCAUCUUGUUUACCUUAACAGCUUUGAAGAUCCGCCAAAUUAACAGAGAUACAGCUAUGCUCAAGAGGCCAGAAAAUAAAAUGCAUUACGACAGAGACCGACAAACAUUCCAGUUGUAUAUGAAACUAUUAUUAGCGUUGGGUAUAAAUUGGACGAUGGAAUUUAUAUCGUGGUUGGUGAAUUGGACACUGAACGAUACCUACAAAGAGAUUUGGUACGUCACGGAUUUCUGUAACGCCAUAUACGGGGUUAUUAUAUUCAUCAUCUUCGUCUGCAAGAAGAGCAUCUGGAUAAUGCUGAAAAAGAGAUACUAUAUAUUCAAGGGACAACCGCAGAAGGCCAGGAGUUUAUCGAUGAGAACGUCCGCGUUCGAAAUGAGUCAAACGGAAAAAACUGUAGUGUACUAACCAAGAGUACCAAAGAUUCAUAAUGUGCCAUAAAAUACGAUCAAAUCUAUUUUCUUCAUCUACGUACAAAUCUAUUAGGUCUCUCUC